GACGAUGUCUAGCUAGGCUAAUUUAAGACAUUGUUUUUAAAAAAAAAAUUCCAGAUCCCACUAAUAAAAAGAGAAUCAACAUGCAACCUUAAAGGCUUAAACCAUUUCCCUUUAGUCUCUCUUGACUGUCAUAGCUCUUCCAGUUCCCACAACAUUACCAAAGAUAUACCAAAACAUCAAAAUUUACUUAAAACAAAAAGUAAUGGAGGCUGCAAAAGUGUACACCCAAGAUGGCACCGUAGACCUCCAGGGCCGUCCCGCCCUCGCGUCCAGGACCGGUCGUUGGAGAGCUUGCUAUUUCCUUCUUGGGUAUGAAGCGUGUGAGCGGAUGGCGUUUUAUGGAAUAGCUUCGAAUUUGGUGAAUUAUUUGACAACGAGACUUCAUGAAGACACGAUUUCUUCGGUUAGAAAUGUAAAUAACUGGUCCGGGGUCGUGUGGAUCACUCCGAUCGCCGGAGCUUACAUCGCCGACACAUACAUUGGCCGCUUCUGGACUUUUACUGUCUCCUCCCUCAUCUACGUUCUGGGGAUGAUUCUCUUAACAAUGGUAGUAACGGUAAAAUCCUUAAGACCGACAUGCAGGAACGGGCUGUGCAACAAGGCAUCCUCUUUGUAAAAAUAGAGCAAUAAGAAACAAGAUGAUGGGUUAAGGUCUCAAGACAAUGGAGAUACCACUACAAGGGACAAACAUGCAUGGUUGGUUAAGGUCUCAAGACAAUGGAGAUGCCACUACAAGGGACAAGCAUGCAUGGUGGGUUAAGGUCUCAAAACAAUGGAUUAUUAGUUUAUCAUAUCUCAUCUACCAUUUACCAUACUUGUAACCACUAUAUAUAUGAGAUGUUCUCAUAAGCAA
Messenger RNA from Brassica oleracea var. oleracea, 853 nucleotides. RefSeq names its product protein NRT1/ PTR FAMILY 5.1-like. The transcript is spliced from 3 exons. Lineage: Eukaryota; Viridiplantae; Streptophyta; Magnoliopsida; Brassicales; Brassicaceae. The record is from RefSeq and is a predicted model, not a curated record. The coding region runs from base 203 to 616 and encodes 137 amino acids.